GUUGAGGGCUAUUCCCGUGUUAUCCCAUAAGAGGGUAGGGCGUCUCCGGUCUUCGCAGGCCAUGGUGGUCACCGCUCCGGUUCCUGCAAAGUCUUUGGUCGAAACAUACAAACGAAAGGCCCCCAACAUCGUAUCCGGUAAAGAAUGGGUCUGAAUAAGAAGAUUAACCCCAGGCUUGAAAGGGGAACCUACAGAGGUUUACUCAAUAACCAGUCCAGGCUUAAUCUGCUUUCCUCUCCAUCUCUCUCUCUUCCCCUCGCGGUUGGUUGUGUGCAUGAACGGAUAAAAGUAUCAUAGAGCAUGGUUGUUCCUUCCGGAGUUAAAAAAAUGGUGGUGGUGGCGAUGGCUUCCUCGAUCAUCGCCCCACAUUUCGGCCGUCGGAAGCUCACCACUGUCUCUGCAUCGCUCUCUUCACGUCUAGUUCCUCGCCCACUUGAUCUGGUGAGUUGGGUAAGGAGGGAAGGAGGUUUCGUGCACCAGAGUCUGAGGAUUGGUAGUGGCGGCCAUUCUUCUACUGGCCUGGACUUGAUCGCCUCCGAGGAAAUCUCAAGCGGUUCUGAUCUCAUUAGGCUCCCCACUCAUCUUCCUCUCUCCUUCGACCCUCCCGAGUCCGCUCGAGAUGGUUCACACGCUCUUCUCAUCGAACUUGCUUCGAAAGUGCCUGAGGAGCUCUGGGCGUUAAAAUUGGGAUUGAGACUUCUUCAAGAAAGGGCAACCGUGGGAUCAUUCUGGUGGCCAUACAUUAGUAAUUUGCCUGAAGCAUUUAGCACACCUAUUUUCUUCUCAGGGGAUGAGAUAAAGAAUCUGCAGUAUGCUCCAAUUGUUCACCAGGUUAAUAAAAGAUGCAGAUUUCUACUUGAUUUUGAGAAAGUAGUCAAACAGACACUUGAGGACGUUUCUUUCAGGAAUCAUCCUUUCAGAGGUCAAGAUGUUGAUGCUUCUGCUCUUGGCUGGGCCAUGGCGGCUGUCUCAACUAGGGCAUUCCGAUUGCAUGGCAAAGCUCUGCCACAUGGCUCAAAAAGUGAUAUCCCAAUGCUUCUUCCUCUUAUUGAUAUGUGCAACCAUAGUUUUGAACCUAAUGCUGAAAUCAUCCAGGAACAAGAUAACAAAAGUCCAGAAGCAAUAGUUAAGGUAGUAUCCAAAGAGCAGAUACAGCGGGGUUAUUCAGUGUUGUUGAAUUAUGGUGAUCUAUGCAACGAUCUACUACUCCUGGAUUAUGGAUUUGUAAUUCCAGAAAAUCCAUACGACACUAUCGAGCUUAAAUACGAUGGAGUUCUACUUGAUGCUGCAAGCAUGGCAGCAGGACUACAGUCUCCUAACUUUUCUUCUCCUACACCAUGGCAGGAUGAUUUAUUGCGGCUUCUAAAUUUAGAAGGAGAUGGUGCCGAUCUCAAGGUAACUCUGGGGGGCCCAGAUGUUGUUGAUGGCCGCUUAUUAGCUGCGAUAAGAAUACUCUUGGGGAAUGAUAAGGAUGUUGUUGAGAAACACAACUUGAGCACUCUGCAAUUGCUUUCAACAAAAGCUCCAUUGGGCCUAUCUAACGAAAUCUUCACGCUUCGGACUCUUAUUGCUUUGUGUGUGAUAGCACUUGGACACUUCCCCACGAAGAUCAUGGAGGACGAGUCAUUGUUGAAAGGUACCAUAUCUAGUUCCAUGAAACUGGCAAUCCAGUUCCGGCUGAGAAAGAAAACAUUGAUCAGUGACGUGAUGAGAGAAUUAACAAGAAAAGUAAAUACGUUAUCCAAUGAAAAAGGUGCCAACUCUGCUUAAAGCUCAAUCCCUGGACAGUUGGAAUUUUUCUUGCUACGAUGCAAUAGAGAAUCAAUUUAUGGCCUGUUCUGUAUGUUUGGAUCGUUCCUUCAACGUACUGCUGAUUUAUUUUGUUGUUCUGUUUA
This is a messenger RNA of Nymphaea colorata (pocket water lily), 1895 nucleotides long. RefSeq lists its product as uncharacterized. Gene Ontology annotation, molecular function: protein-lysine N-methyltransferase activity. The transcript is spliced from 5 exons. Gene Ontology annotation, biological process: peptidyl-lysine monomethylation. NCBI's taxonomy places the organism in Eukaryota, Viridiplantae, Streptophyta, Magnoliopsida, Nymphaeales, Nymphaeaceae. The record is from RefSeq and is a predicted model, not a curated record. Bases 301 to 1770 code for a protein of 489 amino acids.